Brassica napus (rape) is the source of this 1527-nucleotide messenger RNA. Its product is annotated as RGG repeats nuclear RNA binding protein A. The record is from RefSeq and is a predicted model, not a curated record. NCBI's taxonomy places the organism in Eukaryota, Viridiplantae, Streptophyta, Magnoliopsida, Brassicales, Brassicaceae. The transcript is spliced from 7 exons. Gene Ontology annotation, cellular component: nucleus; cytoplasm. The coding region runs from base 96 to 1112 and encodes 338 amino acids. Gene Ontology annotation, molecular function: RNA binding.
GUCUUUUUCCUUAGACCUGUUAAUCCAUGGCUUCACUUAGUUGUUACUAGUCGUGUUUGUCUUCUGUGUGAUAGUAUCUGUAUUUGAUUUAAGAAAUGGCAACUUUGAACCCUUUUGAUCUGUUGGAUGACGAUGCUGAGGAUCCGAGCCAACUCGCCGUCUCCAUCGCUUCUGAUAAGUCCAAGAAGUCUGCACCUGUCUCAGGUUUGCCUGCUAAGUCAGAUCCUCCGUCUUCGAAGCAGCCUUCUCCUUCUCAAGCUGUGAGAGAGGCUAGGAGUGGUGGAUUUAGCCGUGGUCGUGGUGGUUACAACCGUGAUGGUCCCCGAGGUAACAAUGGAUAUUCAGGGGGAUACAGUAAGCCCUCUGACGAAGGAGACGUUUCAAAGCCUUCUUAUGAGAGACGUGGUGGUGGUGGUGGUGGAGGAUAUGGAGGUCCUCCGCGUGGUGGUAGACGUGGUGAAGGUGAACGUCCUCGAAGGGCAUUUGAGCGUCGUAGUGGAACUGGCAGAGGGGGUGACUUCAAACGCGAAGGAGCUGGUCGUGGAAACUGGGGAACACCAGGAGAAGAAGUUCUUGCUGUCGAGACUGAAGAAGUAGCUGGGGUUGAAACUGAGAAGGAUGUUGUGGAGAAGCCUGCUGAUGAUGAUGCUAACAAGGAGAAUACUGCUGAAGUGGAGGAGCAGAAAGAGCCUGAGGUUAAGGAAAUGACUCUGGAUGAGUAUGAGAAAAUACUUGAGGAGAAGAGAAAGGCACUUCAAUCUCAGAACACCUCUGAGAGGAAAGUUGAUACUAAAGUGUUUGAAUCAAUGCAACAACUCUCAAACAAGAAGAAGUCUAACGAUGAAAUCUUCAUCAAGCUGGGUUCAGACAAGGACAAACGCAAAGAUGACAAAGAAGAGAAGCCUAAGAAGGCUGUGAGCAUCAAUGAGUUUCUAAAACCAGCGGAUGGUGAGAACUACUACCGAGGAGGUCGUGGUGGCCGUGGACGUGGUGGUCGUGAGUCUCGUGACCGUGGAGCUCGUGCUUCCAGUGGCGGAUAUGGUGGUAACCGUAGUGAAGCUGCGCCUGCCAUUGCGGAUACUGCUCAGUUCCCAUCUCUUGGGGGCAAGUAAAUGAUUCAUCCAUGAACACGUCGAAACACUCGUGUGGGUCUCCUUCAGUUUUCAUCCUCUGGUUGAAAUCAAGACUGAAUGAAUUUCAUGCGACGGUGUACUGUUUACCAGUCUGUUGUUUGUCAGGUGUAAAUUUUUAGUUAUCGUCAGGUUUUAGAUUUUCUGCAAACUGAUACCUGACCGUUUUUUUUUUUUUUUUUUUUUUACUUUUGAAACAUCACUCUCUUUUAGUUUACCAGUCUUUGUUAUCUAUGAAAUCUUUGUUUCAGACAGACAAGUCUAAUGUUAACGGUUUUGAGUCUUCUUCCUUUCUCAUCUCUGAUCAUGUUCUUAGAUAUUACAAAAUCUGUAAUAAGACAAAUAUUAAUAAGGUUCAGAAGUUUAUUUUUUAAUAACAGUCGUGUGAUUUAAGAUC